Vanderwaltozyma polyspora DSM 70294 is the source of this 3135-nucleotide messenger RNA. It is a transcript of the gene PEX6, whose product is annotated as AAA family ATPase peroxin 6. The transcript has a single exon. Gene Ontology annotation, biological process: protein import into peroxisome matrix. Bases 1 to 3135 code for a protein of 1044 amino acids. Gene Ontology annotation, cellular component: cytosol; peroxisomal membrane. Lineage: Eukaryota; Fungi; Ascomycota; Saccharomycetes; Saccharomycetales; Saccharomycetaceae. Gene Ontology annotation, molecular function: ATP binding; ATP hydrolysis activity. The record is from RefSeq and is a predicted model, not a curated record.
AUGAUGUCCUUCUUGGAAGUUGGAAGUAAUAAGAAAUGGAUAAAUAUUUUAUUCAAUGAUUUUGGGAUACCACAUCGUUUUGAAAUUUCAGAAGAUUUGAAGACUGAAUGGGAUAUUAAAAACAAUCGCUAUUUUGGAGAAGUACAGAUCCCAAGUUAUGAUAAAUACCCAUUAAAGCCUGUUGUUUGUUGUUUCACUGUUAAUGAGUCCUUGCCUUCUGGUUCAAUUAGUGUUCCAGCUGCGAAAUUUGGAGUUAAUCCUUUGCAUCCUACUAUAAAUCAAUGUACAUUAAAGAUAUUAAAGGAUCAACCAGUUGUACUAGAAACUGUUACGUUCCUUGCAAACCCAAAAUUAUAUAAAAGACUAGAGUGCUUUCAAAAGGAUACUGAAAAGUUUAAUUUCUUUUGUUCAAAAUUUGGGAUUAUUGAUAAGCAAAGUGUGAUACAUCUAGAUGAUGAUAUUAGUAAACCCUGGUGUAAAGUUGUCGAUUGUACUCCUUCCAAUACAGGUAUAGUUGAUUUUAACAAGACACAGAUAUAUUUCUUGGAAGAUACGCAUUCGCUAUUGGAAUCUAAGGCCAAUCUGUUCGACAGUAUUUCCCCCACUGUUCCAUCUAAAAAAUCUUCGAAUACUAGGAUACAACUGUCAUGUUUAAAACAUCCUGUGUUGAGAGAACUGUAUAAGAAUGAAUUGCCUCUAACAAAUGAUGAUACUAUAUUCGCAUUUGCAUCGUUUGAAGUAUUCCAAAGUGUUGGUGUCAUUGAUGGAAACUAUAUUACAAUUUCAAAUGAUACUACUUCAAUGACUCUUCAACUAUUUUUGUUAUUACAGCCUAAUGGCUAUAGUAAUACAAAAUUAUUCGUGCAUCCAAGAGUUAUGGCAAAUUUUUGGAAAUCUGGAGAUGUAAUAGUUGAAAAAUGUGAGAGCGAGUUUACAAAUUUUGCUGUUGCUUCAUCAGUAUCACUAGCAAGAGUUGGUAAUUUUUAUCAUUCCCAAAAGAAAUAUGAGAACUUGAUUCUUCAUAAUUUAAAGAAGUUUUUAACAGAGAAAGAAAGAGUAUUACGUUGUAAACAAUUGAUCCCUAUCGGAUUUGAUUCUACAUUUAGUAGCCUAUACUCAGAUGACAUUGAAAAUGUUGAUGAUAAUCUGUUGAAUGACUCUGUUGUUUGGUUUUCUAUCGAAAAGGCUGAAAUAGAAAAUGAGGAUUAUGAUAAUGGAACAUUGAAGGAUUUUAUUAUUAAUCCUUCUAGAACAAAGUUGGUUACCGAAAAUAUCAUAUCAAAACACCCACUUCAAAUGAACAAUCCAACAUUUCAUAAGUAUUACGAUUUAGUGUUACCACCAAAAUAUGAUACAAACAAAUUUGACUAUGCCAAACGUUUCUUUAAUAUCUUAGAAGCGUCUCUAAAUUGUUUUGAAAAAUCGAUACCUAUCUCAACUUCGAUUAUUUUGCAAUCAGGUACACCAAACACUGGUAAAUCUACGUUAGUUAAGUCUGGAUCUUUGUAUCUGGGUUUUCAUUUGUUAGAGAUUGACUGUGCUUCGCUUCCUGUAACCAAUGUUGGUUCUUUAGACUCUGUAAGUAAAACUGUGGGUUAUAUUAAAGCGAAGGUCGAAAGUGUGUUGCCAUAUACAACACCUUCCAUUAUAUAUCUUUCUCAUAUUGAUAUCUUGUUAAGGAAAGAUGAUUCUAACCAAGACCCUCAAGUUUCAAAUAUAUCAAAACUCAUGGAUAUUGAAGUAACAAAAUUUAUAAAUGAAAUACUUUCAAAGUUUAAAGGAACGAUUUUUGUUUGUUCAACUAAUAAUUUUGAUUCUUUACCAACGACCUUUACUUCAAAUCUUAAAUUCGAUAUUAAUGUGUCAGUCCCGGAUGAAAACCAGCGUAAAGAAAUAUUCAAAUGGUACCUAGCUACUGAUGUCCUCAAUAGAGGUAUCCAAGGUGGUUAUGUUUUUAACAGCUCAAAUGAUUUGUUAUUAUCAAAGUUGGCCCUUCAAUCAGCUGGUUUGACACCUUGGGAUAUCAAGUUCACCAUUGAUAAAGCAAAAUCAAAAUCAUUGCAAAAUUGUAUAAAACAUAAUAAUUCCAACAAUGACAUUAAUAAUAUUUGUAAAAUAUCUAUGGUUGAUAUUAAAGAAUCUAUUGGUGAUGUAAGAGAUGAAUAUUCAACGUCCAUUGGUGCACCAAAGAUUCCAAAUGUGACAUGGGACGACAUUGGUGGUAUUGAUAUAGUUAAAGGUGAAAUUAUGGAUACUAUUGAUAUGCCUCUAAAACAUCCUGAAUUAUUUGCAUCUGGUAUGAAAAAGAGGAGCGGUGUUUUAUUUUACGGGCCUCCUGGGACUGGUAAAACACUAAUGGCAAAAGCCAUAGCAACGAAUUUCUCUUUGAAUUUCUUUAGUGUCAAAGGUCCAGAAUUAUUGAACAUGUAUAUCGGUGAAUCAGAAGCCAAUGUGCGUAGAGUGUUCCAAAAGGCUCGUGAUGCCAAGCCAUGUGUCAUAUUUUUUGAUGAAUUAGAUUCAGUUGCACCAAAAAGAGGUAACCAGGGUGAUUCUGGUGGUGUCAUGGAUCGAAUUGUAUCUCAGUUACUAGCUGAAUUAGAUGGUAUGAGUACUGGCGGAGAUGGUGUUUUUGUCAUUGGUGCCACGAACAGACCUGAUUUGUUAGAUGAAGCUUUGUUACGUCCAGGUAGAUUUGAUAAGCUUUUGUUCCUUGGUAUCCCUGACAAUAACGAUAAACAAUUAAACAUUUUACAGGCAUUAACUAGAAAAUUUGAAUUAGGUGAAAAUGUUAAUUUGAGUGAAGUUGCAGAGCAAUGUCCAUUCAACUAUUCUGGUGCCGAUUUCUAUGCACUGUGUUCAGAUGCUAUGUUAAAUGCGAUGACAAGAAUAGCCAAAGAAGUUGACGAAAAGAUAAAGAAAUAUAAUGAAACUAACGGUACCAAUCUCUCAGUUAGAUACUGGAGUGACCACAUUGCCACAGAUGAAGAUGUCAAAGUUGUUGUCAACAUGUCUGAUUUCUUAACUGCGCAAAAGGAAUUAAUUCCAAGCAUUUCUCAUGAUGAACUUCAACAUUACCUGAGAGUGAAAAGCAACUUUGAAAGCACCGACAAUGGUGAUAAUCCUGUAAGUAGUUAA